UCUGGGUCCUCAGUCUCCAAGGCAACGAUAUACACAAACUUGGUAGUGGGUUUUCAGCUGAUGGUCUUCAGCUCAGUGGUUUUCAAUCACUUUUCAGAUUAUGAGAAGAGUCUGUCAAACUAGUAUUAUCUGAUGUACAAUUUACAACAAAAAUAAGAUGUCGGUUCAAAGCAUCAGACUCCCUCCUUUACCAGUACCGGAAAGACUCUAUCCAGACUGUCCUCCCUGUGACAAUGACAAAAGGAUGUUGCAGAAAAAGACUAGUCACAAGGGGACCCGAGGAUCACGAACCUCCAGGGUAGGACCUGCCUCUGGCUACCUGUCCACAUGGCCAGCUCACAUGACCUCACGCAUCACUGAUGAGGCGAGGAGCUGCUUCACCAAGGAAAAGAUAAGGAUCCAUGGGUGCGACGACGGCCUCAGCGGACCUCCGCUGGGGAAGCCUCGGUUUCUCGAGCUCCUGGAGGAGCACCUGCGGCAGGAGCUGCAGGACUGGAACCCGGAGCUACCCAAAGCGCAUGAGCGCAAACUGCAGGCAUAUCGAGAUGUCUUUGACUACUUCAUUGAAGACUUCAGAACUUACAAGCCUCUCCUCACUUCCAUCAAAAACGAAUAUGAAUCAGCCCUAGGGCACCUGCGGGAUCAGAUCCGGGAGCUGGUGCCCCUGCGGGCACAGCUGGCGAUACUGUCGGAGGAAAGCGACCUGCGCAUCAUGGCUCUGUGCAAGGAGGAGAAGGAAGAGGUGAUGAAAAUGAAGGAGGAGUGCAGAAACCUGGAGAAAGUGAUUGACACCAUGAGGGAGGAGCAGAAAUGUUUACAGGCGCAGGUGAGUUGUCUGGAGAAGGAUCUUCGUGCUCAGUACCUGGCGUACCGUGACGAACGAGACGCCCGAAAUCUGCUCAUCGACAAAGUUAACUGCUUGGCCAACGAAAAGGAACAGGACCACCACGAGGAGCACGAGGAGGAGGACCUGUUGAAACUGAAGCUGACGCUGAAGGUGUGCCGGGAGGAUAUGACCCGGGCCCAGGUGGAGCUCAACCAGCUCCAGGCUGACUAUGCGGACGUGGUGCCCCGGCGAGACUGGGACAACCUGGAACGCUCCCACCAGGAGAACCAGGAGCAGCUGGAGGUUUUGCAGAAGGACUUCGAUAAGCUGCAGGCCCAGCAUGACACGCUCGUAGAGGAGCACCAGCAGGCCGUGCAGGAGCGGGACAGCCUCCAGGCCAAGCUGGAGGGCGACCGCGCCUACACCCCUCGGCCCGAAUGGGAGAAAUGCUCAGUCCUCCUGGGCGGGAGCGAACGCUGGGAGGAGAUCUCGGCUGACCUGAGCAGUCAGCAGCUUCUGGAGCUUGUCCUGACAGAGCUGGGAGUUGCUCCUGAUGUGCAGGAAAAGGAGGUGGCGCUCCCCCUGGUGGCCACUCAGAGUAUUGGCGAUGACGUGCCAGAGUGCCUGCACUAUGAGGGGGCUUUUAAGAAGAUGAGCCUGAAGAAAGCAGAUGCAGUGAGAGUCAUAAAGGAUGUCUGGAAGGAGAAAGUGACCGAGGAUGAGCAGAACGAGGAGAGAAACAACCUGGCCGAGUUUCUGCGCAGGCACCUGGACAGACAGCACGGGGAGCGUGCUGGUGACUGGGCCUACAACCUGCUGCAGACCUGCCAGCAGCACCGCGAGGAUGACCUCAUCGGCCUCUUCUAUGACAUCCUCACCGGAAAGGUGGACGAAAGCGUGCACCACGGGCAGACACACAUGCUGUCUCACCUGUUGAAAGAGCUGAUCCAGAGCGAUGCCACGGAGAACGGAAUGCUGACCAAUCAGGAGUUCAGCGAGGCUCUGAAGAGGGCUUUCCCUCUGAAGGAGGAGAGGGAUAUUGAAGAGCUGGUGACAGCUGCUGAGACUGAGCUGGGCAACAGCGACGGAAGCAUCUCCUAUCAGGCCCUGUAUACAGAGGAUUCGGACGGGAAGCACAGGGACUUCCUGAGUCUGGUGAAGCGACAGAGAAGUGAGGAGAGGCGCCAGUACGUCAACCAGCUGAGGGACCAGCUCGGAGAGAAAGAUAUGGUGGAGCUGGAGGAUCUGAAGAUGGCCUUCAAGAACAUCGACCCAACCUUGGGUCAGGCAACGCUGGAACGUUAUCUGGGUCUGGCUUUCCAGGCUCUACCCACCCAGCUGGAGCAGUCCCAAGCCCCCCUGGACACAGAGCUGGCCCUGCAGCGCCUCCUGGUGGCUGAUGUGAACAGGGCAGGACCACCACCAUCACCAUCACCACCACAGGACCCAGAGUAAAAUGUACAGGAUUUUUUUUUUUUUUUUUUUUGAAAAAUCCUUACCUAGAAACAGAUGCAACAUGUUUUUCUAGCUUGGUAGCAAUUUUAAGAUUUAAGAUUAUAGCAGUAUUUUUGAAAAUGUACUCUGUGCAGUAGAACCUGUGGAAGAUACAGUACCAUAGGUUUCUUUGAAAGCAUUAUGCAUCUGGGCAAUAAAAGUGAACUUCUUCUGUUCAUCAAUCAA
This is a messenger RNA of Anguilla anguilla (European eel), 2506 nucleotides long. RefSeq names its product translin-associated factor X interacting protein 1 (gene tsnaxip1). The transcript has 16 exons. Lineage: Eukaryota; Metazoa; Chordata; Actinopteri; Anguilliformes; Anguillidae. The record is from RefSeq and is a predicted model, not a curated record. Gene Ontology annotation, cellular component: cytoplasm. Bases 158 to 2281 code for a protein of 707 amino acids.